Molecule: messenger RNA, 362 nt
Organism: Argiope bruennichi
Lineage: Eukaryota; Metazoa; Arthropoda; Arachnida; Araneae; Araneidae
Exons: 4
Coding region: 9-317 (102 amino acids)
Source: RefSeq, a predicted model, not a curated record
UUCAGUGCAUGUCACAGUUUCUGCCUGGUCGGAGAUUCACACUUCAUCAGGCUGUCCAGUACUGUGGGUACACUUCCUUUGUGACAAAGUUUGGCCGAUUCACUGGGAGGAACCUAAACAUGCCCAACUAUAAUCCUUGGAAGUUCCAGUACGAUCUUUACACAAAUGAAACUUGUCAUUACAGCGGUUACCAUCCUGGAUCCAAAAUCCCUCAACUCCUGGCACCAGAAACCUGGGUUAUAGUGAGGUGUAUCUUCCAAGUGGCUGGAAUUAAUCACGAGGAAACGACGGAAAUGUUCUGGACUUGUUGCAGAUAACCAAAAGGAUGAAAAAAAAUAGAGUACAUGUCUUCAAAAGAUUUU